Ictalurus punctatus (channel catfish) is the source of this 2581-nucleotide messenger RNA. RefSeq lists its product as uncharacterized. The record is from RefSeq and is a predicted model, not a curated record. The coding region runs from base 69 to 944 and encodes 291 amino acids. NCBI's taxonomy places the organism in Eukaryota, Metazoa, Chordata, Actinopteri, Siluriformes, Ictaluridae. The transcript is spliced from 5 exons.
GUGAAGACUGAUGAUCAAACCAAGCCGCUGAGGAGACUUUCGUUGCCUGGGGAAGAGUGUGUUUUUGCAUGUUGGUAAGGAGAAAGUCAGCUUGGUCAGUAGAGAUGUUGGCAGUGCUGGUGGUAUUGGUGGCGUUGGUCCCCACUUGGAGUGACGGACUCUUGGUGACAAAGUGCGAUCUGAAGUCUCAGCUUGAGGCAGCCUUGUCUAAUCUGCAAGUAGAGAAUGCUGCAGACAUUAUUGCUAAAUUGGCCUGCACAGUAGAAAACAUUUCUGGGUUCAACACCAGUCUUGUAAACAACAUUGACCAAUUCGACCCCGGAACACUUUUUGUUUAUGAUGACGAUUAUCCCUCUGAAAUGGGAGAAUCAAAUACUGCGAGCAAAGACUAUGUAUUUCAUGAAAGCAUGCAGGGGACUGAAGAGCCUUUCAUUCCAUUAGAUGUAGUGAGUGAAGACAAGUUCAUUCCUGGACAAAACAAGGUCCAACCUGAAGAAUGGUUUGUCCCUGUUGAUGCGCAAGCCAGGAAGCGGAGGGAAGCGCCAUCUAACGAUGAAAGGGAUGGCUCUGGAGAAGGAUCAUGGGUUAUACCUGUUGAGGAACAAGCCAGGAAGCGGAGGGAAGCGCCAUCUAACGAUGAAAGGGAUGGCUCUGGAGAAGGAUCAUGGGUUAUCCCUGUUGAUGCGCAAGCCAGGAAGCGGAGGGAAGCUCCAUCAGAACAGACUCUCCUUUAUGGAAUCUUCCAGCUGAGUGAUGUAACAUGCAAUUCAGGAUCAAGCUACAGUCUGGAUCUUUGUCAACUGAACUGUAGUGCUCUGACUGAUGAUGACAUCACUGAUGACAUUGCUUGCUUGAUGGGUUUGGGUGAGAAAAUGGUGCGGAUGAUGUUCCUACAGGAGUGUCUGUCAGUGGAGCCCUCAGACUACUUUGCAGAGUGUGGCUGAAAUGGCCAGAUCAUAUUGUACGGGACUCAAAUGUUAUCCUGACUUUAUUUUUAUGUACUCGCACAAUCACACUUACGGUAUGUUCAGUAACCGCUUAUCAUGUUUUUUGUCAUGUACUCCAAUCAUAGCUAACGCUACUUCAAAAGAUUUCUGUCCUGUUUAUUAAUCAGUUCCUUCUCACUGGGAGUCGUGUACAGCUUUAUUAUUUUUCAGGACAGCAAGGGUUCUAGUUUCUUUUUAUAUUAAGAAUGGUUGUGUUGAGUAAUGGGUUGUGGUGAGGUAUUCAAGAAUGUAUAUUACAAUUUCCUGAAUUUUUAAUAUGCAUUUAAUAAAGAAUGUUGUGCCUAUCGUAAUGUCACAUGCUCUCCAGAAGUAACCAAUAUAUCUCUGUCAUUCAUUCAAAACAACAACAACAACAACAACAACAACAACAACGAAUCUUUGUCUUAUAAAUCAUUCCCUUUCAAUGUUACUAAUUCCGUUUAAGGUCUAUAUUCAGGUCGCAGACAAAUUCCGAAUACAACAUUUAUACAAUCAGAAUUUGGGGAAUCAGAAUAUUGUCUUAAUCUGAAAAAAGCAAUGGGACUGCGGCCUUUAAAUAACUCGGUACUAAUUCGAAUAUUGCCAAAUUCUGAUUGAUAUCGCAAUAGUUAUGUGCAUGUAAACACAGCCACGGAAUAAAGUAUGGCAGUGACUUGCACUCUGAAUCUCCUUACUUCCUUGAAGAUUUCAUUAAUAAUAUAAGCCAAGAUAGGUUUAUCACACAUUUAGUAGAAAUGUAUAAAAAUCAACAGUGCUUGUAAUUAAUUAAAUGAAUCACUGUCAAAGUGUUAACUCUUUUAUGUUUUCCUAAAUCAUACGAGAUUAUAAAUGAUGAAUAGGGAAAAUUUGUAUUCACUUUCUCUAUAACAUGUGACUAUAUUAUAUCCAUUCAUAAGUGUGGGAUUAUUGCAUUUCAUUUUAGAUAUAAGUUAUGCUAUAAAGUAGCUCCGUGGAGGGAACAGAUAAAGGCCAAAAGAUAUUAAAUCAAAUGUGCCUUCAAGCUCUUGCUUGUUGUCUUUAAAAACACACUUUAGUAAAGAAAAAAAAAAACCCCAACAACAACAAACAACAACAAAACAGGGAAUUAAAUAAAGAAUGCUACUAAAGGACCAUUAGGUUGAAUGUCUUGCCAGAUUUUAUUCAAACAAAACAUUUUUUCAUGCUUUUAGAUUAGAUAAGAAAUUUAAAACGAAUAGGCAAAGAGGGAAAAAGAUUAAAUGAACAGCAUAUUUGUUUGAAAUUGAACUCUUAUCCGGUUUUAUCAGAGCUUUUCUCUCUGUUUUUUCUCAGCUGGCAAAAAUAAAUCUAUGUGUGUGUGUGUGUGUGUGUGUGUGUUCUUGUGUGGCCAAAUAGACUAUCUAAUCCCAUUUAAUCUGGAUCCCAGAUAACGCACACACAGGGAAAUGACGUCUCACCCACGACACGUGCAACUGGUUUGUUUUAGGUUAAAAGCAGAGUUAAUGUCUGUUCUUUAUUAUUCGCUUUUUUAUACUUUCAGACCAGGUGAAAUAUUCAUCCAGCUGCUGAUUGUAGUCAGUUGUGUGUUAAAUAAAUGAUGAGUUAAAUGUAACUCAUCACCCGCAGGUGUCUUUCAA